Molecule: messenger RNA, 6159 nt
Organism: Zootoca vivipara (common lizard)
Lineage: Eukaryota; Metazoa; Chordata; Lepidosauria; Squamata; Lacertidae
Gene: CDX2
Product: caudal type homeobox 2
Biological process (GO): cell differentiation; embryo development; regulation of transcription by RNA polymerase II
Cellular component (GO): nucleus
Molecular function (GO): DNA-binding transcription factor activity, RNA polymerase II-specific; RNA polymerase II transcription regulatory region sequence-specific DNA binding
Source: RefSeq, a predicted model, not a curated record
ACACAGCGCGGAGCCUCGUCCCGAGCACGGCGAGCCUGGCCGGCCGAUGGAGCCGGUGGCUCCCUGACCAUCGCGCGUCGGCUGCGCUCUCGGUUCCUCUGCGCCCACAGGGAGGGCGCCUAAACCACCGGGUGGGCGCCGAUCCUCACAGCGCACCGGGUUCCCCCCCCCCCCAGGGAAGGGAGGCCAGGAGCCCAUCGCCGGCGCCCUCGCAGCAGUAUGUGGAGGAGAGUCCCUCGCCUCCGGCCACCAUGUACGUGAGUUACCUGUUGGAGAAAGACGGCGCCUCCAUGUACCCGGGCUCGGUGCGCCACGCCGGGGGGCUCAACUUGGCGGCGGCGCAGAACUUCGUGGGCGCCCCGCAGUACUCGGACUACGGCGCCUACCAUGUGCCCGCCGGGAUCGGGCUGGACAACGCGCAGUCGCCGGGAUCGCCCUGGCCCGGCGCCUACGGGGCGCCUUUGCGCGAUGACUGGAACGGCUACGGGCAGGGGGGCGUCCCUGGCGCGGCCGCCAACGCCGUGCACGGACCCUCCGGCGCGGCAGGAUUGGCAUACAGCCCCGUCGGGGAUUACCACCCGCACCCGCACCACCACCACCCUGCGCAGGGGCCGCCGGCGCCCCCCUGCGGAGUCCCCGCUUCCGGGGGGCUGAUGCAGCCGCUCAACUCGCCGCCCGGCGCCGAGCACCUUUCUCCCGGCGGCCAGAGGCGGAACCCCUGCGACUGGAUCAGGAAACCCACGGCAGGGGGACCCGUGAAAACCAGGACGAAAGACAAGUACCGCGUGGUCUACACUGAUCACCAGCGGCUGGAGCUGGAGAAGGAGUUUCACUACAGCCGCUACAUCACGAUUCGGAGGAAAGCUGAACUGGCAGCCAAUCUGGGAUUGUCAGAGAGACAGGUGAAAAUCUGGUUUCAGAACAGGCGGGCAAAGGAGAGGAAGAUCAACAAGAAGAAGUUGCAACAGUCUCAGCCAGGGGGUGUGCACAGUGGAUCAGAACCGAUGAGCCCAGUGUCCUCCAUGCAGCCAGGGACAACCGGCUCCGGCCCCAACGGAGGAGGAGUGUUGAGUGCUCCCGGUUUAGUGCCAGCCACAGCACAGUGACAGCCGCUGGGGAGAAAAGACUGAGCAGCUGGAUACGUCCUGCUCUCCUUCGCUGAAGGGGAGGCACACAUGCACACCAGCCCCUGGUGGGAAAGGCCACUGGUCCAUUGGUGAAAUCGAUAUGGGGACACGGUGGCUCUGCUUCCCAUCUGGACUUCUGUACACAGCACCACACUCCCAGCUUUUGGUUUGCUGCGCAUUUGUACAAAAUGUACUGUGAUCAACCCACAUUGUGUGGCAACUGGGGAGGGGAGGGAAGUUGAUUUCCCCCACCCCCAUAAUUCGCUUCACUUUGUUUCCACGCUUGUGGUAGGUGCCAUGCAACUGACACUCCUCUUUGCAAAUGAAAAACACUGUUAUCUCAGGGAACUGGGCCUGGAAUGCCUUCUGUUGUUGUUGUUUGUUUGUUCUCGUCAUUCCUGUUUUUAUUACCAAUGUUGUUGAUAAAUAUUAGUGGGCAAAAGAAAAUGCGGGGGGAGGGGACUAAAGCAUAUUUCACUUUGUUUUCCUGGUACUCUAGAUAUAUCAAAAGGAGCACUGCAGAAAACGUAUAUGAGGCACUCAGGACGACAUCUGAAGAAGUGUGCAUGCACACGAAAGCUCAUACCAAUGACGAAGCUUAGUUGGUCUCUAAGGUGCUACUGGAAGGAUUUAAUUUUAUUUUGUCAGGACCACAGUUAGUGGUACAGCAUCUGCAUUGCACGGAGAACAUCCCAAAUUCACUUCCCAGCUCCUGCAUUGAAUUGUACAACAACUAUAUUGUACCCUGCAAUGGAUUUAAAUUGUAAAUUAUUGGGGGGCCAACCUGGAGUAAGGGGCAUGCUUAAAUUAUACUAGGGCUGCAAUAUGUCUUGAAUUUCCUGGACAUAGCCAGGAUUCGGCAGUCAAAAAUGUCCAGGAAAACCUUGACGUAUGGCAAUCCAUGUUGGAAGUGACUAAUUUCCUUAAAAAGAGCUCCAAAACUUUUUUUUUUGUAUCUUGAGAUUUUGCAAAAGAAGCUCAACAAUUUUUGUGUCCGGAUUUUCACUUUUUGAAAUACGGCAACCCUAAAUUAUACAACACUGGGUGACAGGAAAAUAAUGAUCUGGGAUAUUGUAUAUCUAUGAUUGAUUCAUUCACAUGUGCAAGUCAUAACUCGAUGCUACAGUUAUCACGUGAGAAGCGUCUACGGGGAAUCCAAGCCUAAAUUUGUACUGAUUUCACUGGAUCUAUUUGGAACAAGGUUGUUUUUUUUUUUUUAAAAAAAUGGAGAUUAUGAGAUUACCAAAUUGGUCCCCACAAUUCCAGGUAAUAUCCAAGGUUUUUUUUCGUUUUCGUUUUUAAAAUAAAAAUAAAAGAAUACUGUGUAUAGUCCUGAUCACUCACCACACCUCAAAAAGUUAUUGUAGAGCUAGAGAAAGUGCAGAAAAGAGAAAGCAGAAUUACUGGGGGCUGGAAAAACUAUUUGAAGGGGCAAACUCAUCGAGGCUUUUUAGUUUCGAAAAAAUAUGAGGUGGGGGGUGGUCAUGACAUGUUUAUAAACCGUGCAUGCUGUGGAGAACAUGGAGAGAGAGAUUUCUCUCCCUCUCCCAUAACACUAGAACUCGGGGAAAUUCAAUGAACAUUGGAAGAUUCAGGACAAAUGAAAGUACAGUGGUACCUCUACUUACGAAUUUAAUGCGUUCUGAACACACAUUUGUAAGUCGAAAAAAAAUGUAAGUCGAAAAAAAUUGUAAGUCGAAUCCCAUAGGAAUGCAUUGGGAGAAAAAAUUCGUAAGUAGAAGCAACCCUAUCUAAAAAUUCAUAAGUAGAAAAAAAUCCUAUCUAAACCACAUCCAAGAUGGCGGACAGAGCUCCAUUCGUAAGUAGAAACAUUCGUAAGUAGAGUUAUUCAUAAGUAGAGGUACCACUGUACAGUGGUACCUCGGGUUACGAACACCAUCCGUUCCGGGAUGCAGUUCGUAACCCGAAAUGGUCUUAACCCGAAGCGCCAUGUUGCGCAUGUGCAAAGUGUAAUUUCCGCGAUUUGCACAUGCGCAAACCAAGUGCGCCGCUUCUGCGCAUGCGCAGAACACACACGCGGCAGAAAUACUUCCGGGUUUGCGGAGUUCGUAACCCGAGGUGUUCGUAACCCGAGGUACGACUGUACACUACGUGCACUGUGGAUAGUUAACAGGAUGUUGGGACAGCCACCAACUUUGAAUGACUUUAAACAGGGAUUCGACAAAUUAAUGGAGGAUAAAGCUAUCAGUGGUUACUAGCCCUGGUGGUUAUAUUACCUCCAGUCUAAGAGGCAGGAUGACUCUUAAUACCAAUUGCUGGGGAACAUGAGCAGAAGAGUGCUUAGUUUUGCUUGUCAGCUUCCUAUAGUCAUCUGGUUGGGACUAGAUGGACUACUGAUUCAGUAGGGUGUUUAUGUUCAAGUUCAGUUUAUAUUUUCCCACAUUUGUAUCCCCUACCUACAUCCUCAAAGGAGCACUUGAUUUCACCACCUGCAAGUUAUGUGUCAUUCCGCUGUCAGAACGAUCCUGUGAAGCCGACUUAGACUGAUCAUGACUGGUCAGAGCACAGCAAGGUUUUGAACCCAGGCUCUUCAUCACAUGGCUAGUUCUUCCAAAUUAAGAAACCGGCAUGCUCCUUAAUUAACUUUGUUAACCAAGUGGUAUACGAAUAGCAUAAAUAAAACAGAUACUGUACCUCUGGUUAAAUUGAGCUGAUUAAAAAAACCACUUUCCAUAUAUUUUCGUAGUAUCGCAGAGGAUGUGCUUUGUGACUUAAACCCAGUUAUCUGAGGUUGCCUAGUAAGCAGGAUCUGCCCAGUACAGUGGGGGGGGGGGGAGAGUAUUUGAUCCCCUGCUAAAUUUGCCCGUUUGCCCUCUCACAAUGAAAUGACCGGUCCAUACUUUUAAUGGUAGGUUUAUUGUAGCUGUGAGAGACAGAAUAACAACAGGAAAAACCCCAGAAACCCAGAAGACAAAAGUCACGAGAUUGAUGUGCAUUAUAAUGAGUGAAAUAAGUAUUUGAUCCCCUAUCAAGCAGGUAGAUGUCAGGCUACCUGGUAUCUUCACUGUAUGUAAUGAACUGAGAUUAGAAGCACCUGCUGUAAGGGAGAGGUUUUACCUGUAAUCCCAGCUCAUUACAGUACCUGUACAAAAGACACCUGUCAACAGAAGCAAUCAAUCCAGCAGAUUCCAAAGUAGCCACCAUGACCAAGACCAAAGAGCUGUCCAAGGAUGUCAGGGACAAGAUUGUAGACCUGCACAAGGCUGGACUGGGCUACAAGACUACUGUAUUGCCAAGCAGCUUGGUGAGGUGGUGACAACAGUUGGUGCAAUAAUUCGCAAAAGGAAGAAACACAAAAUAACUGUCAACCUCCCUCGGUCUGGGGCUCCAUGCAAGAUCUCAUCUCGUAGAGUUGAAAAGAUCAGGAGAACAGUGAUGAAGCAACCCAGAACUACACGGGGGGGGGGGGGCGGACUUGUCAAUGAUCUCAGGGCAGCUAGGACCAUAGUCACCAUGAAAACAGUUGGUAACACACUACGCCGUGAAGGACUGAGAUCUUGCAGAACCCGCAAGGUCCCCUUGCUCAAGACAGCACAUGUACAGGCCCGUCUGCAGCUUGCCAAUGCACAUCUGAAUGACCCAGAGGAGAACUGGGUGAAAGUGUUGUGGUCAGAUGAGCUCUUUGGCAUCAACUCAACUAGCCGUGUUUGGAGGAGGAGGAAUGCUGCCUACGACCCCAAGAACACCAUCCCUACUGUCAAACAUGGAGAGGGACAUCUUAUGCUUUGGGGGUGCUUUUCUACUAAGGGGACAGGACACCUUCACCGCAUUGAAGGGAUGAUGGACAGGACCAUGUAUCGUCAAAUCUUGGGUGAGCACCUCCUUCCCCCAGCCAGGGCAUUGAAAAUGGGUCGAGGAUGGGAAUUCCAGCAUGACAAUGACCCAAAGCACAUGGCCAAGGCAACCAAAGGAGUGGCUCAAGAAGCAGCACAUUAAAGUCCUGGAGUGGCCUAGCCUGUCUCCAGCUCUUAAUCCCAUCGAAAAUCUGUGGAGGGAGCUGAAGGUUCGAGUAGCUACACAUCACCCUUGAAAUCUUACUGACUUGGAGAGGAUCUGCAAAGAGGAAUGGGACAAAAUACCUCCUGAGAUGUGUGCAAACCUGGUGGCCACCAACAAGAAACAUCUGACCUCUGUAAUUGCCAACAAGGGUUUUGCCACCAAGUACUAAGUCAUCUUUUGCAAAGGGAUCAAAUACUUUUUUCACUCGUUAUAAUGCACAUCUCUAACUUUUGUCUUCUGAGUUUCUGGGGUUUUUUCCUGUUGUUGUUCUGUAUCUCAAAGCUACAAUAAAUCUACCAUUAAAAUUAUGGACUGGUCAUUUUUUCAUCAGAGGGCAAAUGAGCAAAUUUAGCAGGGGAUCAAAUACCCCCCCACCUCACUGUAAGUAAUCUAUACCAGUUCAGCAAUGGAAUAAAAAGGAGCAAGAAAAUACUGCCUCUAGGCAGGUGCACAGUGCCACAUCUUCCCUACUGAGUUUCAUCCGAGUCCUGGCAGCAAACAACUGCAAAUAGGAUUAACAUCUUCCCCACUCCCACCGUCUGACAUGCUGAAAUCCAACAGGUGCAACUUUCCCCAUUACUACCAGAGGCCAAACCUUUACCUGUUGAAUUUAUGUCCCAUUUGAAGGAGACCUGUGGCAGAGAAGCGGAUGAGGAAGGGCCAUAAUAUAGGAUGGAAAAACAAACCCCAUUUGUUUCUCCCAGGCAAGCUGGAGCCCCGGCACCUCUUUAAAAAGGGAUUAAUAACCGCCUAAUAGCGGUAAAGGGCGCCAAGGGCAGGCGCAGCUGAAACUGGCCUGCUCGGUAGGCUCUGGAAGCCGCCGCAGCCACACCCGGAGCCUGGCCAGGCAAGGCAAGGCAGGCAGGCAGGCAGGCAACGGAGGAAGUCUCGUGUGCCCCCGUUGCUAUGGAACGCAGGUCAAUAAAGCGUGUUUGGAUUGUGGAGCGAAGCGCAAGGUCUGUUUGCUUAGUGGUUAGAGGUGCAAAAGUCGGCAUUGUCCCACUGGCAGCGG